Messenger RNA from Tribolium madens (black flour beetle), 1853 nucleotides. RefSeq names its product src substrate cortactin. Bases 157 to 1701 code for a protein of 514 amino acids. NCBI's taxonomy places the organism in Eukaryota, Metazoa, Arthropoda, Insecta, Coleoptera, Tenebrionidae. Gene Ontology annotation, biological process: regulation of actin filament polymerization. The transcript is spliced from 6 exons. The record is from RefSeq and is a predicted model, not a curated record. Gene Ontology annotation, molecular function: actin filament binding. Gene Ontology annotation, cellular component: site of polarized growth; plasma membrane; cortical actin cytoskeleton.
UUGUCAAUGUUACUGGGAGGCCGGGUGUUGCCUUUUGUUGAUAAGCCUGGUACUAUCUCACAAUUGUAAUAAAUUUAAAUUACUAAAAAUUAGUUGUAUUCGUUUUAUUUGUGUUGUGCAAUUGUUGUGUGUGUAUUUUUGAAAACUUAACCUAAAAUGUGGAAAGCUGCAGCAGGUCAACAAAUUAACUUAAACGAUCAGCCCACAGAGGAUGACGAAUGGGAAACAGAUCCGGAUUUUGUUAAUGAUGUGAAUGAGCAAGAACAACGAUGGGGGUCAACCACAAUUGCUGGAUCUGGGAGAACAGCUGGGGCUAUAGAUAUGACUCAAUUGAGGAAGGAAACGGAGGAAGCAGAUGCGUUAAAGAAGAAGAAACAAUUGGAGGAAGGUGCCAGUAAUCCUGCUUUUGGAUAUGGAGGGAAAUUUGGGAUUGAGAAGGAUAGGAUGGAUCAGUCGGCUAUGGGGCAUGAAUAUAUCGCAAAAGUGGAAAAACAUGCCUCACAGAAGGAUUAUAGUGCGGGGUUUGGGGGGAAGUUUGGCAUACAAUCAGAUAGAGUAGAUAAGAGUGCUGUUAGUUGGGAACACAAGGAAAAAAUCGAAAAACACGCCUCGCAGAAAGACUACGUGACAGGUUUCGGGGGCAAAUUCGGCGUCCAAACAGACCGUCAAGACAAAUCGGCCGUUGGUUGGGACCACAUCGAAAAAGUGGAAAAACACGAAUCCCAGAAAGAUUACGUCAAGGGUUUUGGGGGCAAAUUCGGUGUCCAGUCGGACCGCCAGGACAAGUCGGCUGUGGGUUGGGACCACCAUGAAGCCCCCCACAAGCACGAAAGUCAAACCGACCACAAAAUUGGCUUUGGUGGAAAAUUCGGAGUUCAAACGGAUCGAGUAGACAAAUCCGCUGCAAGUUUUAACGACGAACCUGCCAGAGUCGGCACUAAUUACACCAAAGUUAAGCCGGAUAUUGGAGAUGCGAAACCGAAAGAUUUGAGAGCCAAAUUCGAAAAUAUGAGUUCACAGGAGAAUCAAGAAGUCGAAAAGAUUUCAACUCCCAAGAAAACGGUUCAUGCCAGAGCCGCCAUGUUUAAUAAUAAAACUGAAGAAACGCCACAAAGUACACCAGAAAGAGUGCCUAAAGUGAUGGACUCGUCGAAAACAGCAUUUUUGACUCAGACGAGUCAAGCGGAAACACCAGAUACUGAUGUGCGAGUUCCGAAGAGUUUGGAUGAGUCGAAGAAGGCAUUUUUGACGCAAGAAACUCGAGAAGAAACAAAGUUUGUUCCAGGACAUUUGGAUCAGAGUAAAUUGGCUCAGUUUAAUAACGAGUCCAACUCGCGAGAUAACUACCAGACUAGUGACGUAAAUAAGGAGAUACAACAGUUGAAAGAAAUGCAACAACAAAGACAGUUCGAAGAACAGGAAGAUAUCUAUGAAAAUGUCACUACUAGUCAAGUCACAGCUGAAAACACCUCGCCUAGUGAAGAACAAGAAGAUGUUUAUUAUACAACUGAUGAAAUUGUUGAUACUGGGAUUUCCGCAGUCGCUCUCUACGAUUAUCAAGCAGCGGCUGAUGAUGAAAUUUCGUUUGAUCCUGAUGAUAUUAUUACACACAUUGAAAAGAUUGACGAAGGUUGGUGGAGGGGCUUGUGCAAAGGCAAAUACGGACUAUUUCCUGCAAACUACGUACAAGCUAAUGAGUGAUAAAUUUACUUGAUUUACUACAUAAGGCCUAUAAAGUACUUAACGGGCUUACUUGCCCACAUUUUAUUUUUUUUUACUGUUUUAUUCAAAUGACUAUUAUGUAUGUAUAUGCUUCCAUUCGUAAAGUUUUAUAAUAAAGUAUUUUAAAUUGA